AUGCAGGUAGUAACGUUGGGUGCCGGGCAAGAUGUGGGCCGAAGUUGUAUUCUGUUGUCUAUCGGAGGCAAGAAUGUGAUGCUGGACUGUGGAAUGCACAUGGGUUAUCAAGACGAAAGGCGCUUCCCGGAUUUCAGUUUCAUUUCUGGUGGAACCUCUUUAGAUGAACACUUGGAUUGUGUAAUCAUAACGCAUUUUCACUUGGAUCAUUGUGGUGCUUUACCGUUCAUGACUGAAAUGGUAGGAUACGAAGGACCNAUUUCUUCAAUAAUUUCUCCCUGUUUUGAAUCAUUGGAUCGGAAUGUUCGAUAUUUGCUGCAGGAAGAUUUUCGUAAAGUUCAAACUGAGUUCCGUGGCGAAAAGAAUUUCUUCACAUCUCAAAUGAUAGCAACUUGCAUGCAGAAGGUGAAAGCAGUCAAUGUGAAUGAAGAGGUCAUUGUUGAUGGUAAACUGAAAAUACGUGCUUUUUAUGCGGGUCAUGUGCUUGGUGCUGCAAUGUUCCUUGUUUCGGUUGGCUCGGAGAGUGUUCUGUACACAGGUGACUUCAACACGACACCGGAUAGGCAUUUAGGUGCGGCACAUGUUGAGCCUGGAUUGCGACCGGAUUUGCUGAUUACUGAGACGACAUACGCAACAACGAUUCGUGAUUCGAAACGUGCUCGCGAGCGUGAUUUUCUGAAAAAAGUUCAUGAUUGCGUUGCAAAUGGUGGAAAGGUGUUGAUCCCCGUGUUUGCAUUGGGUCGUGCUCAAGAGUUAUGCAUUCUACUUGAAUCGUAUUGGGAACGAAUGGAUUUGAAAAUCCCCGUUUACUUCUCGCAAGGUCUUGCUCAAAAAGCCAAUCAGUAUUAUCGAUUGUUCAUUAAUUGGACCAACGAGAAAAUCAAACGAACAUUCGUGCAUAGGAACAUGUUCGAUUUUAAGCAUAUUGGACCGUUCGACAAUUCAGCCGCUGACGCACCAGGACCUAUGGUACUAUUUAGUACGCCUGGUUAG
Molecule: messenger RNA, 993 nt
Organism: Anisakis simplex (herring worm)
Lineage: Eukaryota; Metazoa; Nematoda; Chromadorea; Rhabditida; Anisakidae
Source: the annotation of a GenBank genome assembly